AUGCUUGCCAUUGCCAGAGUCGCCAGAGCUGCUAGAGCCGCCAGAGUUGCCUCGCGCCGGCUUCCUACCACCACCCCAGCGGUAGUGGCGGGACCCGCCCUCCGCCAGCUCUCGUCGUCGCGGCGCCAUUUGAACGCUACCCCUGCUGAAGAAACCCCGCUGACGCUGAAGUUCUUUGAAUACACUUGGGGCACGUGGUUGCACAACGACAAGUUGGAAAAAGCCCGUCGUCAGACCAAGUUCGACGUCGACAGCUUGACCCACCAAUUGCACACCUACAAGCCCCAAGCAGGGCUCCUCCCGCCGACGAAGCAGCUGGGUAUCAGCUGGCUUGACCACAACGUCGCCGCCCUCCUCGGUGAGCACGGACGCCAGGCGAAGCAGAUCUCGCUGAUCCACGAGGGGAAGCACCACCACGUGUACAAGAUUGACUUUGACGGCACCGACACCCUGUUGGUGUUGCGGGUGCCGUACAAGUUGGAGCUGGACGCCGCUAUCGCCCGCAAGAUCAAGCUGGAGGCGGCGGUGUUGGAUUUUUUGCACACUAAAGCCCAGCUCAACGUCCCCCGCCUUGUCGCCUACGCCCCCGACGCCCAGAACCCGGUGGGGUCGCCGUUCACGUUGAUGGAGUACGUGUCGGGUGAUCUUUUGAUGAAGCAAUGGAACCCGUUGGCCGAGGCCAGCGACAACGUCAACGAUGACUUGAAGCGGGUCAUCGACCCCAUCCUGGACUUCCAGGCCCAGGUGAACAAGUACACCUUCACCAAGUACGGGUCGCUCUACUUUGCCGACGACGUCGACCCCGAACACGCCACCGACGAACCCGCCUAUACCGGCGAGACCGACGACAACUUGGUCAACCGGUGGAAGAUCGGGCCGUCGAUCGAACAGCUGUACGCCAAGAACAAGCGGUUGUUGCCCGCGGAAACCAUCAAGCAGUUUGCUGGCCCUUGGCCCCGCGACAGCCCCGACGCCAUCAUCAGUGACCUCGCCCAGCUUGAGCUUGAAAACGCCCGCCAGCGGCUUGCUCGCGUCGCCGCCAACGCUGGCGGUGAUGCUAACAAGGACUUGCUCCGCGAACAGAUCAAGACUUUCGAGAACUUCGCUAAGGUCGCCCCUAAGUUGAUCAACCCCCACUCACCGCUGAUCAUGCACGUCGACGAGCAGUUCCAGCCGCGGUUGUACUUGCCCGACUUGGACCCGCUCAACGUUAUUGACGGUCCCAAUGGUUUAGUGUUCAUCGACUUUGAGUACGCGGUGAUCAAGCCGUUCUUGUACCAGCAGUACCCCCAGUUCAUCACCUACGACGGCGACAAGAUCUACGACCUUGAGAACGAAAUCCCCGAGUGGGACCAGUUGGACGAGCUCGACCAGGGCCACUUUAAGUUCAUGCACUACAAGACGCGUAAUCAGCACUUGUGGGAACACGCCCUCAACGACCGCCUGCACGACCUCAUCGCCAUCGCCCUGCCCCACAUCAAGAACUUGAAGGCCCCUUACGUCCACACCCUCAACAUCAGCAACGACGAGGACCACUUGUACGUCGAGGACCUGAUGAUCGCGUUGGCGCCGCUGUGGCAGGCGUACACCGACGCCCAGUUGACCAACACCGAGGACCCGGACUACCCGAUCAAAUACGACGAAAAGUACGUCGAGGAGAUGCAGUCGAAGUUGCGCGACUACCAGACGAUCUUAUCGCUGGAACCGUUCGCCGCCAUUGGCGGGUGGGUGCCCCAGGACAUGUUCGACAACUUGAAGGCACAAGGCUUCAUCGAGCAAGACCACAACGGCAACUACUCGAUCGCCAAGAACAAGGUGUUGCAAGAGGAUGACGCCGACACCGAAUAA
Diutina rugosa is the source of this 1848-nucleotide messenger RNA. RefSeq lists its product as uncharacterized. Lineage: Eukaryota; Fungi; Ascomycota; Pichiomycetes; Serinales; Debaryomycetaceae. The transcript has a single exon. The coding region runs from base 1 to 1848 and encodes 615 amino acids. The record is from RefSeq and is a predicted model, not a curated record. Gene Ontology annotation, cellular component: mitochondrion.